AUGAGAAGGGGACUCCAGUCGCCGGCCCCGGCUGCGCCGCCGCCAGCACCGUCCACGGACUCCAGAGCGGCCCCCGCCGCCUUCCCUGCCCGCUUUGCCGCCGGCACCUUCAUCCAGAUCCGCAGCACCGGCGCGCCGGCGGGGGCGACCUGUGUUGUCUCCUCCUCCUCCGCCGCCGCUUCCCAGGCUCCCGGUGCCUUUGCCCCGGCGGCGGAUGGGGGCCAGCCCGCUGGCAGCUCGCUGUACUGCACCCCCCACGGACCUGCCGGCAGGACGGCGCUGCUGCAGCCCGCUCUCGGCGGAGGCGGAGGCCGCCCCCCGGCAAAACGAAGGCUGGAACUGGGAGAAAGUGGUCAUCAGUAUCUUGCUGAAGGACUAAAGACUCCGAAGGGGAAAGGAAGAGCUUCAACAAGAAGUCCAGAUAGUCCAAAAACUCCAAAAUCUCCUUCAGAAAAGACUCGGUAUGAUACAUCGCUUGGCCUACUUACAAAGAAGUUCAUUCAGUUGCUGAGCCAAUCUCCUGACGGGGUCUUAGAUUUGAACAGAGCGGCAGAGGUCCUCAAGGUGCAAAAGAGGAGGAUUUACGAUAUCACCAAUGUACUGGAAGGCAUCCACCUCAUUAAGAAAAAAUCCAAAAACAACAUUCAGUGGAUGGGCUGCAGUCUGUCAGAGGAUGGUGGCAUGCUGGCACAACGUCAAGGUCUCACAAAGGAGGUGACUGAACUGACUCAGGAAGAGAAGAAACUGGAUGAGCUAAUCCAAAGCUGUACCCUGGACCUCAAGCUGCUAACAGAAGACUCAGAGAAUCAGAGAUUAGCUUAUGUGACAUAUCAAGAUAUCCGAAAAAUUAGUGGCCUUAAAGACCAAACAGUUAUAGUUGUGAAAGCUCCUCCAGAAACAAGACUUGAAGUGCCUGACCCAGUGGAGCAGAGUGCAUUGAUACAUUUAUCUAGUACUCAAGGACCUAUUGAAGUUUAUCUGUGCCCAGAGGAAAACGAUGCCAUCAGUCCAAUGAAAAGCUAUAGUCAGGACCACAAUGGAAAUAUUUCCAAAACCAUUUCCAAAGAAGUGGCAUCUGCUAACUCAGGACAAGGUGACUGCUCAGUAAAUAUGGCAACAAUCUCUCCAUUGGCUUCUCCAGCCAACCUUCUCCAGCAGACCGAGGACCAAAUUCCCUCAAACUUUGAAGGACCAUUUGUGAAUUUGCUGCCUCCUCUGCUUCAAGAAGAUUAUUUACUGAGCCUUGGAGAUGAAGAAGGCAUCAGUGACCUCUUUGAUGCUUAUGAUUUAGAGAAGCUUCCUUCGUUGGUGGAUGAAUUUAUAUACAGCUGAUUCUCUUAAGUUCUGUCUAUAUCUAAAUCGUGUUUUUAAUGGAAUCAAAAAACCUGCCGUCAUUCAGAGUUGCCCCUAGUUACUAUAAAAUAGCAUUAUUAAAUAGUCUAGGCUCUUAAACAGUGCUGAUAUUUUAAUUAAGUACUCCCUAAAAUACUAUAAACAACAAGCAAAGGCCUUUCCAGCAAGGCCUUCUUGACUCUGAGCCCCAGCGCCUUGUAAGUCAGCAAAUGCAAGCAGGUGACUGUCAAUGCUUUGUCUUCACACUCCCCCAGUCUCUGCUUACUGUGACAAGUGGGCUUAUGGAGAAGGGCUCAGUGAACUGGUCUAGUCCUAAAUAACAAUUUUUUAAUAGUAUUUCAGGUUGUGCCUUCUGCAGAGAAUGCAUGUCUUUUGAGUGUCACAACAGAAAUAUGAAAUAAUGCAAAAGUGUGAAAUGGGAUUCUUCAGCUACUUGUGGGAAUGUUUAAAUUGCUGUCAUAAGGCUCAUUUUGAGCUGUGUAUAUGUCUCAUUCUGAGGUCAAAUACAUCCUUAAAAGCUUUUAAUAAAAAAAAAAUACACUGUAAAUGUAGUGUACAUUGCAAAUAUUGAAAAGUAUAAGGUUCUGCCACUUCAUGUAGUAAUCACAGGUUUUUCAAAAUGCUUGUGUGUGUGUGUGUGUGUGUGUGUGUGAAAGUAGUGUUUGUUCGUUGUUUUUUUAAACUAGAACGAAGAUGCACAGUUAAAUUUUACUGCCCCCAGUGUGCAUUAGAAUUGGUACAUAAAUUUUUGUGGUACUAAGUGGGGCUUUUUGUUAAGUGCCUACUAGAGAUGCACUGUGGGUUUUUCCCUCUAUGGAAAACACUUAUGCCAAGCUUUGUUUGUUCAAUAUAUCAUAUUUAUCUCAGUGGGUUAGCUUCCUCUGCUUACAGCUUUUUAUAAUUCUCUUUGCCAGCAAAACUAAUUUUUUUUUCCAAACUACAUAACUGUAAGUACCACAUCAACUGAAUUGCAUUUAUUUUUUGAAUAUAUUUGGUAGUAUAGUAUAGUACCAAUAU
This is a messenger RNA of Calypte anna (Anna's hummingbird), 2370 nucleotides long. It is a transcript of the gene E2F3, whose product is annotated as E2F transcription factor 3. The record is from RefSeq and is a predicted model, not a curated record. The transcript has 7 exons. Lineage: Eukaryota; Metazoa; Chordata; Aves; Apodiformes; Trochilidae. Bases 1 to 1332 code for a protein of 443 amino acids. Gene Ontology annotation, biological process: regulation of transcription by RNA polymerase II. Gene Ontology annotation, molecular function: DNA-binding transcription factor activity, RNA polymerase II-specific; RNA polymerase II cis-regulatory region sequence-specific DNA binding; protein dimerization activity. Gene Ontology annotation, cellular component: RNA polymerase II transcription regulator complex.